Molecule: messenger RNA, 2110 nt
Organism: Musa acuminata subsp. malaccensis (wild Malaysian banana)
Lineage: Eukaryota; Viridiplantae; Streptophyta; Magnoliopsida; Zingiberales; Musaceae
Product: zinc finger CCCH domain-containing protein 6
Molecular function (GO): metal ion binding; mRNA binding
Source: RefSeq, a predicted model, not a curated record
CCCGGUUCUCAGCCCGAUCGCGCCACUGUAGAACGUUCCGGAACGUUCCAGAAACCCCUCUCCCCCGCCGGCCCCCACCACCGCCGGCGAUUCACGUUUAUGGAGCUGUAUGGACGUGGCCCCGCGCCGGGUGGCGCUCGCCCCGACCCGGACACCGGCCUCGAAGAGUCCAUGUGGAGAUUGGGCUUAGGCAGUGGCGGCGGUAGUGGCGGCACUCUUCAGUACCCGGAGAGGCCCGGAGAGCUGGACUGUGCCUAUUACAUGCGUACCGGAACGUGCAGCUACGGGGAGAAGUGCCGCUACAAUCACCCCCGCGACCGUGGAGCAAUGACCGGAGCAGGAAGGACUGGAGCUAUGGAGUAUCCAGAGCGAGUCGAUCAGCCUGUGUGUGAGUUCUAUAUGAGGACUGGGAAUUGCAAAUUUGGUUCUACUUGCAAGUAUCACCACCCUAGACAAGGAGGUGGAUCUGCACAGCCAGUCUCACUAAAUUAUUGUGGAUAUCCAUUACGACCGGGGGAAAAAGAGUGUGCCUACUACAUGAAGACUGGUCAGUGCAAGUUUGGUUUUACCUGUAAAUUCCAUCACCCACAACCUGGUGGGUCUUCUGUGCCCUCUCCUGCAUCAGCAUUUUAUCCAACGGUGCAGCAUCCAUCGGUUCCUCCACCUCAUCAGUAUCCACCUUAUGCUGGCUGGCAAGUUGCGAGACCUUCAGUGCUCCCUGGAUCAUAUUUGCAAGGGUCUUAUGCUCCAAUGCUGCUCUCUCCUGGAGUCGUUCCAGUCCAGGGCUGGAACCCUUAUACGGGACCUGUAAACUCCAGUGUGUCACCUGCUGGUCAACAAACAGUUCAACCAGGACCAAUCUAUGGGGUACAGAACCAGGCGUCUUCAACCAAUCCAGCUUUGGCUGGAGCACAAACACCUACUUUGUCACCUGCUGGAACUUUGACUACUAGCCAGAGGGAAAACAAAUUUCCUGAGAGACCUGGCCAACCUGAAUGCCAGUUCUACAUGAAGACGGGGGAUUGUAAAUAUGGAGCCAUGUGUAAAUACCAUCAUCCACCAGAUUGGAGAAUCCCAAGGAUGAAUGUUGUUCUUAGUGCUCUAGGUCUCCCCCUUCGACCGGGAGCUCAACCUUGCACUUACUACAUGCAGCACGGAUUAUGCAAAUUUGGACAGACAUGCAAAUUUGACCAUCCGAUUUCAACUGUGAGCUACAGUUCUUCUGCAUCUUCUCUCUCUGACAUGCCAGUUCCUUACCCUAUUGGAUUUUCAGUAGCCACCUUGGCCCCCUCCUCAUCAUCCUCAGAGCUACGGCCCGAAUUCAUUUCUAUCAAAGAGCGUUUUUUUAGGAUCCCAACUGAGAACCGAUCUAGCAGCUCCAUUGGUUCAAUCUUUUCAAAUAAGGGUUUUCUUCCCCACUCACUCAUUCAACCUCAAAAUUCUGCAUCAAGUAGUAUCAACAGCAGCCCAAUUCUUGUUCAUGUUAUCUCUAGUUCAAGAUGAGAACAUCUGAAUUGAUUGGUUAGAUUUUUGUUCAAGGUAAAACUGAAGCAACUCAUUCUUCAUUGCUCUUGACAUGAGUGGUGUAUCCCACUUUUGAGCACUCCUCUUGUUCACAGUCUACCUUAGCUCAAGUUUAUACACAAUAAAGUAUGGUCAACAUAGAAUGCAAAAACCUAAAAAGUUUGAUGUUUCAUCUCCUUAAUAAAUAGAGUUAUUCAGCAAAAUUGAGAAGCCAAAUAGAUCUGCCUACUUUAUCAGUAUCAGCUUUGAUAACUUCAGAUCAAAAUGGAUACCAGGUUCAUGGCUCAUCUCCUCCACCGCUUCGCUUCACUUCAAUUUAUAAUCUCAUCUCUUCCACCUUACAUUGUAUAGUUCUCUGGAGAGCAGGCUACCGGAUUCUGGUAUUCAAAACUAAUCUGUAUUCGUAAAGGCUGCUGGAGUUUUUCAUCAAGCAAUCGUCCAAUUUGUUGUACUUGUACCUUUUCGUAGUUCUUCCAAGCAGAAUAUUAGAGAUCAAAUGUUCUUUAUGAUCGCAACAUCUUGAGACAAGGUACAUUACCGUAAUGAGAUACUGGUCACUUUAAUUUAAUUGUUUUCAUUGGAAAAA